Molecule: messenger RNA, 1239 nt
Organism: Lodderomyces theae
Lineage: Eukaryota; Fungi; Ascomycota; Pichiomycetes; Serinales; Debaryomycetaceae
Exons: 1
Coding region: 1-1239 (412 amino acids)
Biological process (GO): fungal-type cell wall organization
Cellular component (GO): plasma membrane; cell cortex of cell tip
Source: RefSeq, a predicted model, not a curated record
AUGGCCAGCAUUUGCUAUAGAUUUAUUCUUGUCUUCUUUUCCACCGCAUGUUUAGUUCUCACUGCUUUUGCAAUAACAGGAUCUUACGAAAACAAAUCGUACUUGACUCCAACCUACCUUAUAAAUUUCCAUCUAAACAAGUUAGAUUUACGACAAAUCAUCGACACAAACAUUGGCCAAAAUGGCAACAGCAACAACAAUAAGCUUAAAAAGAGAGCUGAUGAAACAUCAGCUACUCCAACUGCAACAACUUCCGGUUCGCUUCCUUCUAACGCUCAGGGAUGGAUUAAUAUAGCAAGCAGUGUCGUGGGAAACUUGCCAUCGGAUGUGGCUAGCGCUGCUUCCGCUUUGGGCACCAACUUGCCAUCAUCAGUACCUAGCGAUUUAAUCCCCUCUAGCAUUCCUUCCGGCGACGUUGACCAAACCAUUUCUGCGGCAAUUGCUGAUUUGUUGAGUAAUGUAUCGCCCCAAGAUUUAGGUAUUGCGGAUGUGUAUUCCGUAAGUUAUUGGGGAUACUGUCGUGGAGAAUUGAAAAAUAAUGGAUCAUCAGUGUUUGAUGGUGAUUUGGGGAGGUUUGUUAAUGAAAAUUUCGACAAUUCAGAUGUCGAAUAUACUUGGUGCUCACCUCCAAAAGCAGGUUAUUUUUUUAACCCUACAACCGUUAUUAGAGAAGAAUUGAAUAGAACCAUUGAAGGAGAACAAAUUGACUCACAAUCACUGUUGAUUAACCAAUUGUCUUCUCAAUAUGUCAAUGAUUUGAAAGUUUUGGUCAAUAAUAUAGCGGAUGAGUAUUUGAACUUGCCUGGUAAUUUGCAAAAUGAUUUGACCAUGUUGAACAAUAUAACAAAGGCAUCUUUUGCCAUGAUGAUCAUUGCUGCUGCAUUAUCAUUUCUUUGCAUUGUGUUUCAGAUCUUGGCCAUGUGUAUUUCUCCAAAUAACUGUUGUUUAUCUUUCCUUGACUUUGCACUACAAGUUGUUACUUUCCUUGCUUCCAUAUUAGCAGCUGGUCUUGCCACUGGUGCUUAUAUGUUUGUCAGAAGAAAAGUCAAUGACGAAAUGGACCAAUAUGGUAUCAAGUCAUUUUUGUCAAUAAAUUUUUACGCUUUUGCUUGGUCAGCAACUGUGGCUUCGUUAUUGGUUGUUAUUUUCAGUGCCGUUGGCCAUUGUUGUGGUUGUUUUAGUGGAGAAAGAAGAAGGUAUAGACAAGUUGCUGCUUAUGAACAUAAGCCAGAAUAUUGA